Molecule: messenger RNA, 3915 nt
Organism: Chara braunii
Lineage: Eukaryota; Viridiplantae; Streptophyta; Charophyceae; Charales; Characeae
Source: the annotation of a GenBank genome assembly
AGGACUUAUGAGAGAGGGGGGUGAGUCGUUAUCCAUCUUUGGAGGCCGGACCUCACAGACAGCGGGAAGAGAGAGAAGGGAGAGAGAAGGUGUUCUGUUUUAGAGUUUAAGGAAGGGCAAGAGGAGUGUUCGUCCAAACGUGAGGAGAGAGAGAACCCCUCUUGAGAGAACUGCUAACAUCGCUUCCUCCGGCAUGGCGAACAUCACAUCUGCUUAAUGGCAGGCCAUGCUGGACGCAGCAGAUGAGAACGAGAAACCGUUCUUCCAAAAGCUUUAUGAUGAUGCCGUGCAGAGGGAAAGGGAGGCAGAGGCAGCAGCCAGAGCCGCCAACAUUGCUGAUCAGGUGGCCCUCCUUCGGAUCCCGGAAGCCAAUGCUGACUGGUUUCAGGAGGGACUAGCUGCUGCCGUAGCAGCCUUGGUUCUACUGCGGACCUUGGAAGACCUUGAGUCGCGUGUGACAGCACUAGAGCAGCGAAACCAAGAGUUGCAGGCUGAGAUACUCAGCCUCAAACAGUCCCAAAUGUCUGCCCCCCGCCCUUCUAACCCUGGACCUGCUGCAGUCCCAGUCUCUCAAUCUAACACAGUCCUCGUGGCAAGAGCAAGUGGAACCGUGACGAGCGCAAAAACCGGUGCCAGCUCCUCGAGCGGCAGCGCCGGCAGUUCUGCACUAGUCAUAGUCCCAAAUGCAGGGGCAUCAGCCCAAAACACCACAGUCCUUACUGGCGUUCAGUACAGCGGUCCCGUAGUGGACAAGCGGGCGGCCAGCUUGCCGUCCAAGUACGACGGGAAAGCGGAUAUCACCUCUUGGAUUAGUUCCAUGCGUUCAUACUUCGAGGUCAUGCGGACACCGCAAGAAGACCGAAGCAUGAUCAUGGGCACUAGUACUGAGCCCGCCGUACGGAAUCACAUUGAGCUCCAAGCUGUUGCUGCAGGUUAUGAAAGAAUUGACCUGACUGAGUGGCUGAAGGUAACCCCUGUGCGCACCCUUGAGGACCUUCUCAUCACGCGGUACCAAGACAAGCAUGCUGCGCUCAAGGCUAGGCUGAAGCUUGAAACCCUCAAGGUACUCGAGCGGCCGCAAGCCAACGCCGUUAUCUUGUUGCAGCACUGCGCCAAUCCCAUGUUGGCUCACAUCCGUAGUGACUACGAAUCGCACCGAUGUGGCCACGCGACACUUCGCCUAAUAACAAAUCCAAUGAAAUCGGGACGAGGAGGAGGAGGAGAAGGAGGAGAAAGGAGGAGGAGGAGGAGGAGGAGGAGGAGGAGGAGAAAAGAAGAAGAAAGGUGGAGGAGGAGAAAGGAGGAGGAGGAGGAGAGAAGAAGAAAGGAGGGGGAGGAGGAGGAGAGAAGACAAAUGGAGGAGGAGGAGGAGCAGAUGAGGAAAGGAGGAGGAGGAGGAGAGGAGAAGAAGAAUACGAAAGGAGGAGGAGGAGGAGAGGAAGAAAAAGAGGAAGGAAGGAGGUGGAGGAGGCUUCGCCACAAUGGCAACAGCAACUUCACGGGCAGCGAAGACGGGGAGGGCUUCUCGACGGGGCAGCUCAACGGAGACAACGAUGGGCAGCUCGACGAGGAGGAGCAGCGACAACGGGCAGGCUUUGCGACGGCAGCGACGAUGAGCGGGGUUCGCGACGGUGGCGACGACGGGCGGCUUCACGACAGCAGUGACGACGGGCUUUGCAACAGGGAAUACCGCCCAGUGGAAAUCUGGGAGAUGAUACGGAUGAUUGCAACAGCACGGAUUGUGAUGCCUAGUUCAAUGGUCAGGUUAUCGGCGGGAAGAGUACGGUUCUCCCAAGCGGAACAGGCAUUGUGUUUUUUGGCUGGCGCCAAUUCCGUUUUCACUGGAGAGAAGCUGUUGACGACUCCUAAUAAUGACUACGGCAGCGAUCAAGAGAUGUUCAAGACACUAGGACUGAUUCCAAUGCCGCCAAGUUUUGCCCGGAGUACAAAGGAGACGAAGGUGGAUGAAGCCGCUGAAGCUUGCACUGGCUGAGCACCAUCGUCCAGAAGGGUUUGAAGUUUGAAUCUCUGGUAUUGCCUUCUGCAGUAGCAUCUUCUUUCGCAUCAUUGAUGGGUUAGUUCUGACAGAAUGAUUGAUCAGAUCUGGCCGCGAGUUAGUUCCGAAGAACAAAUAUAACCCCUUCCUCCUCCCCUGAUAGCCUUUCUAACCUUCAUUCGGUUAACUAAGGCUGAUCCGGUACAAGAGCGCACAACAUCCAUCUCCUACCCUCUAUCAUCUACGAAUUGGUCUUCUUUAUCCUUUUUUUUUCCCAUCCCUAUCCUCUUCAAUUGGGCAGGGGAAUGGUACAGUCAUACCACGGCCAAUAUGCCCGAUCCCUUCCGAACUCGGAAGCCCUGCUGCAGUGGGCCGGAACAGUACCAGGAUGGGCGACCGCCUGGGAAGUCCCGGUGUUGUACAAUUGGGCAUGGGCUGACAAUAACCUAAUCCUUCUUCCCGUCUGAGCUGAACACAGAAAAAACUUGUGAACCAUCUUGCAGGUUAGUCCCUAAAACGUAAGCCUGACCCUCCUCUCCAAAUAGCCCAUCCUGACCGUCGAUCGGGUACUAUCUCCUAACCUCAAUCAUGUGCAGCUCAUCAAGGGGUGACAAUAGGCCAAUCCAUUGUCCUAAUGUCACGUUCUAUAAGUCACACUCUUGAAUGUUUGGUCUACCUGGAGUAUUGCACGCUUCGCGCCUCUUGACGAUCGACCGUGAGAACAGUCCAGAAAUUCCACCGGUUCGUAUAUGCUGUCCAGCACCACGGUGAGGGCUUUCUGUACGAUUUUGUCUCUGGGAGCUUUGAUAAGGCAAGGCGUGAAGAAAAAAUUGGGAGCCAUCGCCCACACAUCGGUCAAUGAAGUUAACAAAUUGCACCACAUUGGUUAUCAUCAAUCAUGAAUCGAUGCGAGUUCGAGCUGUAGUUAACAGUGUGAUCUGAGCGUCGUGCUUCUGCCAGGUGUAUCGAACUGCAAUUGCGACCAGAUUCAGCCGAGAAAGUCGAAUCUCAGAGAGGGAGGAGCAGUGGUGCAUCAUCACCCUUCGCACGCUGAGGCGAGUUUGAACUGCAGUUACCAGCCAUAUCCAAGCUUCGGGCUUCUGUUGACUGUAAUUAUGACCAGAUUCGGCUGAGAACGUUCGAGUGUGUUCAGGUAAAUUGUUGUGGACAGUGAGGUUCUUGAGCUUAGUAUUGGUCAUAGACGUCAAGUCAGAAAAUUUUAAAAAUAAAAAUGGUGGCCAGCUAUGCGAGGCCAUUCGUUACCCAAUGGCUUUUCCCCUGCGGCGCCCCCCCCCCCCCCCGCCUUCCCCCGCCUUAACCUUCCCUCCCCCAUCCGCCCCCCAGUGCACUGCAGCUUUCGUUGCGAGGUGAAAGAGAACGGAGAGCACACUCACACCAGGACUUUUUUGACUGAGCUCUGGACGUGAUUACAGUCAGAUGCAUCAGGAUCCGGCUGCAAUUGCAGUCAAAUACAUAUAGGACAUUGCUAGUGUGAGUAUGGCCUGAGAGCUAGCUGCGUAUGAAGCUAGGGAAGUGUUGAUUUUGAUGCUUGUGUCCUACCCAGGUCAAGGUACUUAUGUUUUGUUGGGGUGUUUACCCCUGCCACAACAUACCCUCACUGUCUGCAUUGCAGCUGUUGCUUUAUUGGUUUUCUCCCUGUCUGUCCUUUGGUAAAUGUCGCUGCUACCCCUGUUGUGGCGUACUUGCGCCGAGUACCCAUCAGCUCUUGUGCCUCUUCCAGGUGGUGUGUUGCAUGAUUUCCACUCACUUGUCUGUCCUUUGGUAGGUUUCGCUGGUACCCCUGUCCAGACUCUGUUCUAUGGCACAUUUUGCUGCUACCCCUUUCCAGACUGUCUGUUCGUUGGUGCAUUUUUCUGCUACCCCUGUCCUGAUUGGCUGCCCUAUAGCACAUUUUGCUC